AUGGCAUCGAACAAUCCCUUGCCUCUUCCUCAGCAUGUUCAGGACGAUGACAAGCUCGCUUCAUUUGAUUCCAUUCCCUUGUUCAUGAAGUCACUACCCGAGGAUGCCGCGGACGAUCCUGUGAUCGGAGCUUUGCAAAGUCUUGCGUUCGAAGGUACACCAGACGAGGUUGCACAAAAUUUCAAAGAACAAGGAAACGACUACUUUAAAGGCAAGCGGUAUCGCGAAGCACUCCAGUUCUACACUCAGGGUGUGGAUGCUGCCCCAUCCAAUAAAACACUUAUGGAGGCUCUGUUGUGUAAUAGAGCUGCUUGUAACCUAGAACUCAAGAAUUAUGGCUUGGUCCUGAAAGAUUGCUCCGAGGCUAUAACACUGAACCCUCAAUCAUCAAAAGCGCAUUAUCGCUCUUCCGUGGCACUCCUGGCCUUGGAACGGUUCGAAGAGGCACUUGAUUGCUGUUACCGAUGUCUGCGAUUCGACCAGAAUAACGAGAGUGUUCAAGCCGUGCGCGAGAAGACCGCGCAGCAGAAAGCAUUACAGGAAAAGAAGGAGAAGGAGAAGCAGGAGAGGAUACGAAGAAAGGGGGUGGAGAAAAGACGCUUACGUACUGCAUUCAAGGAACGCAACUUCGUCACGAUAUCGCAACCAGAGACGGACUCAGAAAGUCCAUAUCUACCCCGCUUUGAUCCUGAGGACCCCACACAAAGCACCUUGAUCAUGCCCGUAUUUUUCCUUUAUCCGCAAUAUGCGACCUCCGACGUCGUUUCUCACUUCGUGGAGGAUACGCCGUUCUCAGCUCACCUUGCCGUCAUGUUCCCACCGCAAGCACCUCCGCCAGAAUGGGACACGAAACACGAAUACGUUGAUGGGCAGCUCGUUAUUUACGCCAUGACCCAUCGGAAGCGUCUAUUGAAGAGAGAUCUCAAGAUCUCAAAGUUAGGGUUUCCGGGGGCCCCUCACGUGCAUGCACCUGCUCACCGGAUAGCGACACCGCGAGAUUUCACAACUAGCAAAAUCGACGACGGUGGUAGGCUCGGACCCAUAACCAUCAAGAUGUCCGUUCAGCACAAGAUCCUCCGCACAGCUAACGCGCCUACGACCGCCCCAGAUGAAACCGAGAUCAGUGUCGCGCAGGCUCUGAUCGAUUUGGAGAAUGGUGUCCCCGAGCUCAAGACGGAACUUCGACCUUUGCAGAUUUCGGCAGCCCGUGAAGUCGAUGUUCGCGGUGGCAAGAAGGCCAUCGUCAUUUUCGUACCUGUGCCACAGCUGAAGGCAUUCCACAAGGUCCAGCAAAGAUUGACCAGGGAGCUAGAGAAGAAGUUCUCAGAUCGCCAUGUCGUGUUCGUUGCUCAGCGUCGGAUGUUGCGCAAGCCAACCCGCACCUCUCGGGUUAAGCAGAAGAGGCCUCGCAGCCGCACGCUCACCAACGUCCACGAGAAGAUUCUUGAGGAUCUGGUCUUCCCUACCGAGAUUGUUGGCAAGAGGACGCGUGUUGCUGUGGAUGGAUCAAAACUUCUGAAAGUCUUCCUCGACUCAAAGGAUGCCACGUCGCUUGAGUACAAGCUUGACUCCUUCUCGUCGGUAUACCGCCGUCUGACAGGCAAGGAUGUCGUGUUCGAGUUCCCAGUGCAGGCGCAGGAGUAG
Sparassis crispa is the source of this 1644-nucleotide messenger RNA. RefSeq lists its product as hypothetical. Gene Ontology annotation, molecular function: Hsp90 protein binding; structural constituent of ribosome. The record is from RefSeq and is a predicted model, not a curated record. NCBI's taxonomy places the organism in Eukaryota, Fungi, Basidiomycota, Agaricomycetes, Polyporales, Sparassidaceae. Gene Ontology annotation, cellular component: ribosome. The transcript is spliced from 8 exons. Gene Ontology annotation, biological process: translation. Bases 1 to 1644 code for a protein of 547 amino acids.